UACUGUUAUGAGCAUUAGCCAGCUGUAGCAGAGAGGAUCACUGCGGCAUUAAAAUGUUAUACAGCACUCUAUUCAUCUUUGCACAGAUCAUAAAACAGAUGAUACCGAUCGUCUGAUAUGGACCUAUGCUGAGGAACCGUCCCCAUCGAUUUAGCAAGUAUUUAUUUCCUGGAAAAGGGAAGCACUUGAAUGAAUUAGAUCUAAUGAGUUAGUGAAUGGUGACUGGGACAAUGAAAGUACAUUUACUAUCGUUAUAUUCAGUAAUCAUCGAGAAAUUACAUUUUAAUAUGUGAACAAAAUAGCCAAAUAGUAAUGAUUUAUGUAUCAUUAAAUUAGCAGGCUAGUAAUUGCAUUCAGUUGAUUUAACCAUAAAGGACAGAUAGAUACAUCACUCAAAGAUGGAUGAAGUGUUUAUGGAUCAGAUCAUGUAUGUUGUUCAUCAAGUGGUGUCUUGGAUCGCAUCUUUUGCCAUCGUAUUUGGAGGAGUUGUGCCAUACAUCCCUCAGUACAGGGAUAUCCGCAGGACUCAGAAUGCUGAAGGAUUCUCCACGUAUGUUUGCCUGGUUCUGCUGGUAGCCAACAUAUUAAGAAUACUAUUUAGGUUUGGACGUUACUUUGAGACUCCACUGCUUUGGCAGAGUAUAAUCAUGAUCAUCACAAUGUUAAUCAUGCUGAACCUGUGCACCAACGUCCGCAUGGCCACUGAACUCAACACCAAACGCCGCUCGUUCACAGCAACAGACAGUAAGGAUGAAGAAAUCAAAGUUCCUAAGAGGCUGUUUCUGGACUUUGACUGGAAUUACUUCUGGUUUUGGAGUCGUUUUGUGGAUUACCUGCAGUGUGUGCUGGCUUUCACAGUGCUGGCUGCCUACGUGACGUACCUGCUACUGGACUCUGUUCUGUUCGUAGAGAGCCUGGGUUUUCUUGCUGUAUUCACGGAGGCCAUGCUGGGAACACCACAACUUUAUUGCAACUACCAGAACAAAUCUACUGAAGGAAUGAGUAUUAAGAUGGUGUUGAUGUGGACCAGUGGAGACACUUUCAAGACAGGCUACUUCCUGUUGACUCAGGCUCCCAUGCAGUUCUGGAUCUGCGGCCUCCUUCAGGUGUGCGUGGACUUCGCUAUUCUCUUCCAAGUGUACUAUUACAGCCUCUACCCACAGAAACCCAUCUCACACACCACACACACCACCAGCGCCAAGGCCCUAUGAAACACCCACAUUUAUAAAGGAAUGUGCUCAAAAUCUAUAUUACAAUGUAUACGUAUGCAUAGAUACAAGAUCUUUGUACAGUCUCCCCAAAAAGUAUUUGCAUGCUUAAGUUGCACUUAAAUGUGUUUGAAUGUCAUUGCAUUAGAAUACAUAACAUCAAACUAUGAUGCUAAAGCUUUUCUCACAAUUAACUUCACUUUUUGUGCUUUAUUUUUUGUUAAAAUCAAUGCCACUUUUUUAUAUUUUAUGCAAUGAAAUGCAUGACGUUCAUACAGUAAGUGUUACUUAAGUGUUCGGAUUAUUUUUGGUGCCACUGUAUAACUAUACGUAGAACCAACCUUUUACAUGCAGUAUCAUAAAGAUAGGCAGUUAUAUUUACACGUUUACGCUUAUGAAAACUUUUGCCUUACAGACUCUCAGAUUAACCAGAAAUGUAUCUGACAUCAGAUGGAUGAAUGUACAAAGCUUUAGUUAUAAGAGAUUAAUACAAUUAGUGUAGUUUUAUUUGGAUAUGUUUUUACCUCAGUAGCCUGCUGUAGGGUUUCAGGCUGUGAAGGCCAAAUGAAGAUCACAGAAAGAGCCCUGUUUUGAACCAAAAAAAAUAAUAAUACAUUCUCUCCUUUUGGUAGUAGGAGACAAUCCUCAUACAAAUCCAUUCACAAAUCCACAAGAAUUAUUUUUGGAGAUAUGUAUAGCAAUCCUAAAUCAUUUGCAUGCAGUCAUUUUACAGUACUUAGCAUGACAAAUAAGGAAAUACCCAGAUAUAUUUACUAACUUUUGAUCCCUUAAAAUAACUUUGAUAAUGUAUUUGUGGCAUUUUGGGGGUUAAUUAAAAAAAUUGUAUCUGUCUUCAAGGCCAAGUGGUUUAAACAUUCGGUCAAUCUUCAGCCCUGAACAUGACAAUACACUGCAAAAAAAAAAGGGGGUAUUUUUGUAAUUUUCCAGUAAAAAUACCUAAAGAUCUUUAAAACAAAUACUUUUUUAAAGAAAAUAUAUCUUGAAUUUUUAUUAUUUAUUUUUUUUAAAACUCAUUAUUAUGUUUUGGCUUAUACUUUUAUGCUUAAAAAAAAAAGAAUAGAAUUAAUAAUACAUUUCAUUUAAAUUUUGUCUUACUGGAAAAUUUGACAAAUACUUUUUAAGAAAA
This is a messenger RNA of Megalobrama amblycephala (Wuchang bream), 2355 nucleotides long. Its product is annotated as solute carrier family 66 member 2. Gene Ontology annotation, cellular component: trans-Golgi network; endosome. Gene Ontology annotation, biological process: phospholipid translocation; retrograde transport, endosome to Golgi. The transcript is spliced from 5 exons. Lineage: Eukaryota; Metazoa; Chordata; Actinopteri; Cypriniformes; Xenocyprididae. The record is from RefSeq and is a predicted model, not a curated record. Bases 399 to 1211 code for a protein of 270 amino acids.